This is a messenger RNA of Rubroshorea leprosula, 410 nucleotides long. NCBI's taxonomy places the organism in Eukaryota, Viridiplantae, Streptophyta, Magnoliopsida, Malvales, Dipterocarpaceae. The record is from the annotation of a GenBank genome assembly.
AUCAUUAUGUUGGGUUGAGCACAGAUCACUGGACAAUGAAAUUGGGCUUGACCCUCCUGGAAUAAGGGUCAGGCCUGUAUCUAGACCUGUAGCAGUUAAUUACUUUGCACCAGGUUUCAUGUGUGCAAAAGCUUGGAGAGGAAAAAACCGAUUCAACCCUUCAGGCAUACAUACUUAUAUCAGAGAGUAUCCUCAUGCUCCACCAGCUAAUCUACUGGGGGGACGAGGAACACAGAGUAGUGCCCAUGUUGACAUAAUGGGGAACUGUGCAUUGAUUGAGGACAUCAAACGAGUCGCAGCAGUGGCUACUGGAGAGGACUCGGUGGAGAUCGAGUCUAUUCCAACAUUUUUAAAUGGUCAGAAAGAUUAACUUCCAGCUCUAAAUCAACUUAUAAAGCAUUUGGUUUGCA